CGCCGCGGCUGCUGGAGGAGCAGGCGGACUAGAGCUAUAAAAGCGCUGGCCCGGCGCCGGCUCCGGCUUCAUUUACUGCCUCGCGCGGCGAGCGGCCGGGAGCGAGCGAGCAAACGAGCUAGCGAACGAACGAGGGAGCAAGCGAGCGAGCGCCGCGGGCGGGGGGCGGGCGGCGAACUGGCCGGAGCCGAGGGAGCAGCGCUCGAGGCUGCCCAAUGCGUGCACAAUCUGCUGCUGCUGCCGCCGCCGCCGCCGCCGCAGCCGCUGCCCCCGCCGCUUCGCCGCAGCCGCAGCCGCCGCCGCUGCCUCCGCUGCAGCUGCUGCCGCCUCCGCCGCUCCCCGAGCAAUAUGCUGGAGCCACAGAACAGCUAAACGGAGUUUCCCCACCGCUGCCUGGGCUGGAUUGCAGCGCUGUCGUUCCUUAUGAAGAAGACACAAACUUGGAUUAUCACUUGCAUUUAUCUUCAGCUGCUCCUAUUCAACCCUCUCGUCAAAACUAAAGGGAUCUGUGGGAAUCCUGUGACCGAUGAUGUGAAAGAGAUUACAACAUUGGUGGCAAAUCUUCCGAAUGACUAUAUGAUACCUCUUAACUAUGUCCCCGGGAUGGAACUCCUGCCUAAUCAUUGUUGGUUACAUUUGAUGGUGCCUGAAUUGGCCAACAGCCUGAAUAACCUCUUGUACAAAUUUUCCAAAAUUUCCAGUAGCCUGAGUAAUUAUUCAAUCAUCGAUAAACUCAUAAAGAUCAUUGAUGACCUAAUGGGAUGCUUAGAAGAGAAAAAUAAGAAUUUCAGAAAACAAAAUAACAACAUUUAUGAAGAAGGCUCAUUCAAUCCCGAAAAGUUUUUUAGCUUCUUUAAUAAAUCCAUCGAUGCCUUCAAGGAACUUGAAGAAAUACCUGAGCAGAGCAACUGUGUCCUGCCUUCAACAGUAGGACCUCAGAAAGAUUCCAGGGUCAAUGUCACAAAACCAUUUUUGUUACCCCCCGUUGCAGCCAGCUCCCUUAGGAAUGACAGCAGUAGCAGUAAUAGGAAGUCAUCAGGAUCUGCUAAAGACCCAAGUGUGCAUUGGGUAGCCAUUGUGUUGCCAUCACUGUUUUCUCUUGUAAUUGGCUUUGUGCUGGGAGUCUUAUACUGGAAGAAAAAACAAAUGAGUCUUAAAAUGGAAGGUGAAAACAGAGAGAUUAGUGAAGAGGAUAAUGAGAUAAGUAUGUUGCAAGAAAAAGAGAGAGAGUUUCAAGAAGUGUAACUGUUGCUUGUAUCAACACUGUUACUUUUGCACAACGGCGGGUAACAGUUUUAUGUUUGCUUCAUAAAUGAAGCAGCUUUAAGCAAAUUCAUAUUCUGUCUGGAGUGACAGACUGAGUCUCUGUCUGUACUUGCUACCCAUGACUCCAUAAUGAUGAUUCAGAAAUGGGGACAAAGUGUCUUACUGUGAAACCAGCCCUGAAUUAAUCAUCUGCAAAGAAGAAUAUGCAUGGAGCAAAACUCUAUUUUAAGAAUUUGGGGAUUUGCCGUCUCAUUUAGAACUGGUAACUCAUGUCGGGAAAGGAACUUCAUUCCCUAGACUCCAUGCACCACCCGCAUGCCUCCAGCAACGUGUAGUUUACCAAACAUCCACGUGUUCUAAUCCUUCAAUUGCCAUCCGCAUCCCACAGUUUAACCUGAUCUGUUAGAAAUGGCCUGGAUCUUGGAUUGUGGGAAUAACAAAAUGAAAGAAGCUGUAGAAAAUAGAGUUUUAAAGACACUCUGGUAUGGGAAGAGGGGAAAUCUGAGAGAUGCAGAAGGUUAGCAUGCUGGCCUUUAGUCUUACAGAAUCUAGGUUCAUGUUUUGGACGACAUGACAUGGAUCCAGUCUCUCUCUCUGCCCAAUGAACACCAUAUCUAUCCAUCUCAAAAAAAAAAAAAAAAAAAGCCUACCGGAUAAUCUGACAUGGUUGG
Dromiciops gliroides (monito del monte) is the source of this 1937-nucleotide messenger RNA. It is a transcript of the gene KITLG, whose product is annotated as KIT ligand. The coding region runs from base 424 to 1245 and encodes 273 amino acids. Lineage: Eukaryota; Metazoa; Chordata; Mammalia; Microbiotheria; Microbiotheriidae. Gene Ontology annotation, molecular function: cytokine activity; stem cell factor receptor binding. The record is from RefSeq and is a predicted model, not a curated record. Gene Ontology annotation, biological process: positive regulation of cell population proliferation; cell adhesion. Gene Ontology annotation, cellular component: plasma membrane. The transcript has 10 exons.